GAACAGCUCGUAGAGCAGAACAUCUUCAAGUUGGAGGUGAAGCGCAAGAGGGACCUUCUGUUCAACAAAGCCAACGGCGUGCUCUCGUUGGAGAAAAGACAACUGAAUGUGAAGAAAGCCAUCCAAGGGAGGCAAGAGGAGAUCAAAAUCUACAGUCAAAUGCUCAGUCAGGAGCUGAAGACCACCGAGCAGGAGAGACAGAAAAUCAGCGCUGACCUGAACAGAAAGUUGUCCAAAAUUGAUGGCGUGAAGAAACAUUUUGAAGUUGUGACCUUUUCAAUGGCAACCUCUGGGGAGGAUGAGGAAGAUGUGGUGAAGUGUCAAGCUCGCUACAUUGCUGAGGCGGCGCUACAGAGAGCAGAACUGAUGGAGCAGGCGGAAUGUCUGACUGCCAAAAUACGCAAAGCCGAGCAAGAAAAUAAAGCUCUGCAGAACACAACGCUGCUGUUCAAUGUCAGCAAUUCAGGAUUCCACACGUCGGUCGCCAAAGCAAAAGAAUCCAGUCAGUCAAUGUUGUU
Messenger RNA from Hippocampus comes (tiger tail seahorse), 518 nucleotides. RefSeq names its product coiled-coil domain-containing protein 39-like. Gene Ontology annotation, cellular component: axoneme. The transcript has 3 exons. Lineage: Eukaryota; Metazoa; Chordata; Actinopteri; Syngnathiformes; Syngnathidae. Gene Ontology annotation, biological process: cilium-dependent cell motility; inner dynein arm assembly; epithelial cilium movement involved in determination of left/right asymmetry. The record is from RefSeq and is a predicted model, not a curated record. The annotation marks the transcript as partial.